UUUGUAUAAAAGACGUUCACAUAAUGAGUUCAGAAAUUGUAACAAAGCCUCUCAUAUGGCCCUUAACGUGUCCCUCUCUACCUCUCAAUAUAACCCUUUCUAACUCAUUUUUCUCCCAUCUCUUCUAUAAGAGCCUUGGGGCUUUCCAAGGUAGCACAUCUCACAAAAUGGCCACGAGUUACUUUCUAUUGCUCUCAUUAUUCCUCCUUUCAUCAUCUGUCUCUCAUGCACUUUCCAAUGUUGAAGCUUCUUUCAUUGUUCGUCGCCAAUUAUUGCACUUACACGAGAAUGAUGAAUUAUCUGACAACUAUGCAGACAAUUAUGAAACAAAUCUAACUUUCCCCAACCCCAGACUAAAAAGUGCAUACAUUGCUCUUGAGGCAUUGAAAAAAGCAAUCUACUCAGACCCAUCAAAUUUCACAGCAAAUUGGGAGGGCCCAAAUGUUUGCUCUUAUAACGGAGUUUUUUGUGAAAAGGCCUUAGAUGAUCCAAAGAUCGAUGUUGUAGCUGGGAUUGACCUUAACCAUGCAGACAUCGCAGGUUACAUUCCCCCCGAGAUCGGUUUGUUAACCGACCUUGCGCUUUUCCAUAUAAACUCAAACAGGUUUUGUGGGGUUCUCCCAAAAAGUUUUUCCAAGCUUAAGCUUCUUUAUGAGCUAGACAUCAGCAACAACCGCUUUGUUGGGCGAUUCCCUGAGCCUGUGCUUUUAAUUCCAGACAUUAAAUUCCUUGACCUCAGGUUCAAUGAGUUUGAAGGGGAAUUACCUUCUGAGCUUUUCAACAAAAGCCUUGACGCUAUCUUUUUGAACAAUAACCGUUUCACGUCCACAAUUCCUCAGAACAUGGGAUCUUCUCCAGCUUCAGUUAUGGUUUUUGCCUAUAACAAUCUCACAGGUUGUCUGCCUUCAAGUAUUGGCAACAUGACAAAGACAUUGAACGAGUUUGUUUUGAUCAACAACAACCUCACUGGUUGCUUGCCUGUAGAGAUUGGAAAGCUCGAACAAGUUUAUGUGUUUGACAUAAGCCAAAACAACUUUGUUGGCAUGUUACCAAGGACAUUUGAUGGGCUUAAGAACGCGGAGCACUUAUCCAUUGGACACAACAAGCUCACGGGUUUUGUCCCACGUAAUGUUUGCAGCUUGCCUAAUUUGGUCAACUUCACAUUCUCUUAUAACUAUUUCAACGGUGAGGAAGAAGGUUGUGUGCCUCCUAAGAAAGAUGUUGUGUUGGAUGAUGAGAACAAUUGCAUACCAAAUAGGCCAAAACAAAAGGUUGCAGACGUUUGCAAUGUGGUGAUAAGCAAGCAUGUGGAUUGUAAAUGUGGAAGUGGAAACCCAUCUCAUUCUUCCAAUCCUCCAACAACACCAUCUAGCCCAUCACCAAAAUCUCCAUCUGAAUCACAACCUUCCAGUCCUCCUAAAGUUGAGACACCAAAGCCACAACCUCAACCUACCCCUUCAACACCAAAGCCACAACCCAGCCCAACCCCUUCUACCCCAAAGACACAAGAACCCAGCCCCACCUCUUCUACCCCCAAUCCUCCAACCCCUAAGCCACAAGAACCCAAACCUACCCCUUCUCCCUCAAAUCCUCCAACACCAAAGCCACAACCACCCAAAGCAACCCCUUCUCCCUCAAAUCCUCCAACACCACAGCCACAACCACCCAAAGCAACCCCUUCUCCCUCAAAUCCUCCAACACCAAAGCCACAACCACCCAAAGCAACUCCUUCUCCCUCUAAUCCUUCAACACCACAAGCACCCAAAGUAGCACCACCACCAGAGGAAGAUCCCCAUAGGGAAGCACCUCGACAACGACAAAGACCUUCAGAAUCUCCUCCACCACUUGUUCAGUCUCCUCCUCCACCAGUUCACUCCCCACCACCACAUGUUCCUUCUCCACCACCCCCAAUAGUACAUUCCCCUCCCCCACCAAUUCACUCUCCUCCACCACCUGUCCAUUCUCCUCCACCACCUGUCCACUCUCCACCACCUCCUGUCCAUUCUCCUCCACCUCCCGUCCACUCUCCACCACCUCCCGUCCAUUCUCCUCCACCUCCUGUUCACUCUCCACCACCUCCCGUCCAUUCUCCUCCACCUCCUGUUCACUCUCCUCCACCACUGGUCCAUUCUCCUCCACCACCUGUCCACUCUCCACCACCUCCUGUCCAUUCUCCUCCACCUCCUGUUCACUCUCCUCCACCACCUGUCCACUCUCCACCACCUCCCGUCCAUUCUCCUCCACCUCCUGUUCACUCUCCUCCACCACCUGUCCACUCUCCACCACCUCCCGUCCAUUCUCCUCCUCCCCCUGUUUACUCUCCACCACCUCCCAUCCAUUCUCCUCCACCUCCUGUUCACUCUCCACCACCUCCCGUCCAUUCUCCUCCACCUCCUGUUCACUCUCCACCACCUCCCGUCCAUUCUCCUCCACCACCUCCCGUCCAUUCUCCUCCUCCACCUGUUCACUCUCCACCACCUCCCGUCCAUUCUCCACCCCCACCAGUUCAUUCUCCGCCACCACCCGUGUACUCCCCACCACCACCAGUGCAUUCUCCACCACCACCAAUACACUCUCCACCACCUCCUACACCCUCUAUUUCACCUCCUCCUUUUGAAGAUGUCGUUCUUCCCCCUCACUUCGGCUCUUCUUAUGCUUCACCCCCUCCACCUAUCAUUCCCGGCUACUAAAUGUGGUGCACAUCUAGAUCUUACCAACAUUUAUACUAGUUCCUAAACUUAAAGUUGCAUCAUAAGCUAUAUCAACACAAUAAGAUAUCUUUUUCUCUCUUUUUUUAUGUAAUAUCAUCUAUUCAGUUUAACUGAAUGAGCAAAUUGAAGACUUUUGUUGUAAUGGAAACAUUAUAAAAGAGAGAAUAGUAUUUAUUACAC
Messenger RNA from Glycine soja, 2891 nucleotides. RefSeq names its product pollen-specific leucine-rich repeat extensin-like protein 3. The coding region runs from base 24 to 2690 and encodes 888 amino acids. NCBI's taxonomy places the organism in Eukaryota, Viridiplantae, Streptophyta, Magnoliopsida, Fabales, Fabaceae. The record is from RefSeq and is a predicted model, not a curated record. The transcript has a single exon. Gene Ontology annotation, molecular function: protein binding.